AAAGAACAUUGGCGCCCCCCCAAAACCCUAAAUAAGCCCCUCUAACCUCUCGCCAAGUUUCUGUGUGCGCAGAAAGCAGCAAAGAUGCAGAUCUUCGUGAAAACCCUGACGGGUAAGACAAUAACGCUAGAGGUCGAGUCGUCGGACACCAUCGAUAAUGUGAAGGCGAAGAUCCAAGACAAGGAAGGAAUACCGCCGGACCAGCAGCGGCUGAUAUUCGCAGGGAAGCAACUGGAAGAUGGCAGAACCCUAGCCGAUUACAACAUCCAGAAGGAGUCGACCCUCCAUCUGGUUCUGCGACUCAGGGGAGGAGCCAAGAAGAGGAAGAAGAAGACUUACACGAAGCCCAAGAAGAUCAAGCAUAAGAAGAAGAAGGUGAAGCUGGCUGUCCUCCAGUUUUACAAGGUGGACGAUUCUGGGAAGGUCCAGAGGCUGAGGAAGGAGUGCCCCAAUGCCGAGUGUGGUGCCGGCACUUUCAUGGCCAACCACUUCGAUAGGCACUACUGCGGUAAGUGUGGCCUUACCUACGUUUACCAGAAGUCUGGUGGGGAUUGAGCCUCUCUGUCAGAUUCAUACAACAACUUGGAGAGGGAAGAGAGCGAUCCAGAACCUUCUUUUAGAUUUUAAUUUUACCAUCGGCUUUAUAUUGUCAUUAUUAUGCUUUUUUUAUGAAAUCGCUUAAUUUCAAAUUAACGAAAUUUAGGAGUUAUGUAAUUUAGUAAUUUUAUUUUGAAGAUCGAUGAUGUUUUUAAUAUUGAGCUUCUGAAAUGAAUUCGGUUUUCCGUA
Ziziphus jujuba (common jujube) is the source of this 786-nucleotide messenger RNA. RefSeq names its product ubiquitin-ribosomal protein eS31 fusion protein. Gene Ontology annotation, biological process: modification-dependent protein catabolic process; protein ubiquitination; translation. Gene Ontology annotation, cellular component: ribosome; cytoplasm; nucleus. Gene Ontology annotation, molecular function: structural constituent of ribosome; ubiquitin protein ligase binding; protein tag activity. NCBI's taxonomy places the organism in Eukaryota, Viridiplantae, Streptophyta, Magnoliopsida, Rosales, Rhamnaceae. The transcript has a single exon. The record is from RefSeq and is a predicted model, not a curated record. The coding region runs from base 85 to 555 and encodes 156 amino acids.